ACACUCCCAUUGCCCUAAGAAAACAAACCUAAUCUCUCACUUUUCCACCCCUUCCUUCCCUCUCCCUCCUCUCCCUCCUCUCCCUCCUCACUCUUCCCCAGGUCUUCUCACAGCCCUCUCCUCUCUUCUCCUCCACUAAUCUAAGACUCUUAGUAUGGGCCAAGAUGUGAUGACCCUCCCGUUCAAACGGACUCCCAUCAGAAACGCCGUUACGCCAAACCCCCGUUAAGUCACGUGCUUCUUCUGAGCCUUUUGACGCUGAGCCAGUCCCGUGCCCGUCCCUGCUUGUGUCGUGCCUAUGGCGCAUGAGACUUUAAGCCCAACAGCAGCAGCAGCGGCGCCCGCCGAUGCACAGCCCAACGCAACGCCUCUCUCGAACGGCCUCGACGGUGCCGAUGACGCCAAUAGACCACCGAGGCUCCCUCGGUGGACGAGACAGGAGAUACUGGUCCUUAUUCAAGGCAAGAAGGUGGCGGAGAACCGGGUUCGUAGGGGUCGGGCCAGCGGUUCGGCGCUCGGGUCCAACCUACUGGAGCCUAAGUGGGCUUCCGUGUCGUCCUACUGCAAACGACACGGCGUGAAUCGGGGACCAGUCCAGUGCCGGAAACGGUGGAGUAAUCUCGCCGGAGAUUACAAGAAGAUAAAGGAGUGGGAAUCGCAGAUUAAAGACGAGUCGGAAUCGUUCUGGGUCAUGAGGAAUGAUCUGAGGAGAGAGAGGAAAUUGCCUGGAUUCUUUGAUAGGGAGGUUUACGAUAUCUUGGACGGAAGGAGUGAGACUGAUCCGGCGACGGUGACUGCCGAUGUGAAGGACGAAGUGUUGGCAGUAGCGGCGGUGGAGGAAGAGGAGGCCGUCUUCGACAGCGGCCGGAGCGCUGCGGCGGAAGAUGGUCUAUUUUCGGAUUUUGAUCAGUCGGGGCAAGACGAGGCUGGUGGGAGCCCUGAGAAAGAAACUGUGGCGACAGGUAGCCCUACGACGACUGUCCCGGCUCCGUUGCCGAUUUCGGAGAAGCAGUACCAGCCAUUUUGCAAAGGAUAUUUAGAUCAAGGUGCAACAAAUGAAAAACAACCUACUGUGAAUCCUGAGAAAGGGUCUACGUCUCAAGAAGGACGAAAGCGGAGGCGGUUAUCAACUGAUGUUGGCAGUGAAGCCACUCUGCCAGACCAAUUGAUCGAGGUCCUAGAGAGGAACAGUAAAAUGCUAGCAUCACAACUUGAGGUUCAGAACAUGAAUUGCCAAUUAGACAGAGACCAGCGGAAGGACCAUGCUGACAGUUUAGUUUCAGUUCUUAGCAAACUUGCAGAUGCUUUAGGAAGGAUUGCUGAUAAGUUAUAAUGGAGGGCUGUAGGGUAUGGUGUACAUAAGACAGAUGCUCACAUGAGCUCCGUGGAUUGCAGUGUAGGCUGAGGAUUUGGAGGAUUACCAGCGAGAUUUAUCACAUGCAAGCAUUUGAAUUGGCCUUUCAUAAGAUAUCAUUGUAAAAUUCCUUUCCCAGCCAUCCCCCCUUUUUUAUUUCAUACAAAAAUAAUAAAACCAUAGGAAUUUUAUAGGGGAUAAUUGCAGGCCUUUCUUUUUUUACAUAUUUAGAGAUUUAUGGGGUCUUAUAAUAUUUUUAAUGUUUGUAUAUUUGAUUGAUUCUAAUAAGUUAUUGGUGCACAUAUUGGUCCUUUGGUCCUUCA
Molecule: messenger RNA, 1677 nt
Organism: Macadamia integrifolia
Lineage: Eukaryota; Viridiplantae; Streptophyta; Magnoliopsida; Proteales; Proteaceae
Product: trihelix transcription factor ASR3
Exons: 3
Coding region: 299-1333 (344 amino acids)
Source: RefSeq, a predicted model, not a curated record